ACACCUCUCUGCGCCGCCGGCCUAAACCUAGCCAUCCGUCCGCCCGCCAUCCCGACGCCGGCCGCACUCCCAGUCCCCUCCCCUAACCGCUCGCCGCUUACCCCCUCUCUUCCUUACAGCGAUUCGGUGGCGCGUUCGCUCGCCGCUUCUCCCCGUCUCUCUUCGCAGCGAUUCGGUGGCUCGUCCCCUCGUGCUCCUGGUCUCCACUUCCAUCUGCAGCGCCGCUUUCUCUCCGCCGCGUGUGACUCCGUCGCUCGGUCACCGCUUGCUGCUGCGGCGAUCUGGGUGUGAAUUGAGGUUUAGGAGUAGUUAGUACCGACCGCCAGACCAUGGAGGUCGACGGCGAGGCGCGACCUUUCCGCCUCUUCUCCAGCAGGGCCAAGACCAAACCGAAGCUCAAGCCUGAACCCGAGGUCCGGACCCGGCCGGAGCCACGAAGCCCUGACACCGGCGCCGUCGAGGCCGACCACGCUGGCUCCGAUCCGGCCCCCACCAUCGUGACCGAGACCGGCCAGGCCGACGACGCCGAAGCCGCGGCCGGCGCGGCGCCGGCCACGUUCUCGGACCUCGGCCUGUCGCAGUGGCUGGUCGACGCGUGCAGCGCCCUGGGCAUGGAGCGCCCGACGGCGGUGCAGCGCCGGUGCAUCCCGCGCGCGCUGGCGGGGGAGGACGUGCUCGGCAUCGCCGAGACCGGGAGCGGCAAGACGGCCGCGUUCGCGCUGCCCAUCCUGCACCGCCUCGGUGAGGACCCCUACGGCGUCGCCGCGCUCGCGCUGGCCCCCACGCGCGAGCUCGCGGCGCAGCUCACCGAGCAGUUCCGCGCCCUCGGGGCGCCGCUGGGGAUCAGGUGCCUCGCGGCCAUCGGAGGGUUCGAGUCACUCGCGCAGGCCAAGGGGCUCGCGCGCCGCCCCCACGUCGUCGUCGCCACCCCAGGCCGCAUCGCCACGCUCGUCAAGGACGAUCCUGACCUCGCCAAAGUAUUCGCCCGCACCAAGUUUCUUGUGUUGGACGAGGCAGAUAGAGUACUAGAUGUUAAUUUCGAGGAGGAACUCCGGGUGAUAUUUAACUGUUUACCGAAGAAGCGGCAAACCUUUUUGUUUUCAGCAACAAUGUCAGAUAAUCUGCGAUCUUUGCUUGAACUUUCUGGCAACAAGUCAUACUUUUUUGAAGCAUAUGAAGGAUUCAAGACAGUAGAAACCUUAAAUCAGCAAUACAUUCAUGUUCCUCAUGAUGGAAAAGAGCUUCAUCUUUCAUAUCUUCUGUCAAAAAUGAAGGACAAGGAAGACCCUAUUCAUAGGAUGGGAGACCCUAUCCGCUCAGCCAUCGUAUUCGUUUCAAAAUGCAGAACUUGCUUAUUUUUGGAUCUGCUGCUGGAAGAGCUUGGCCAUCCUGCUGUUUCUUUGCACUCUCUCAAGUCUCAAGCGCAAAGGCUCUCAGCACUUAAUCGUUUUAAAUCCGGUCAGGUUCCUGUACUGCUAGCUACUGAUGUGGGCAGCCGUGGAUUGGAUAUCCAAACAGUUGAUCUUGUCAUUAACUAUGACGUUCCAUGGAAUGCACGCGAUUACAUCCAUAGGGUUGGACGAACUGCAAGAGCUUCAAGGGGAGGGCUCGCUAUAAGCUUUAUUACUCAGAAGGAUAUAUGUCUUUUACAUGAGAUAGAAGAUAUUGUGGGGAAGCAGUUGGAGGCCUACGAGUGCAGUGACAAAGAAGUUACUAAAAAUAUUACAAAGGUAUUCAAAGCAAAGCGUUUUGCGAAAAUGAAGAUGGAUGAUGAGGGCCAUGAGGAGAAAGUACAAGCUAGAAAAGAGCAGAAGAAAAGGGAUCUGGCGCGAAAGCGGAAACACGAAGAAUGAAACCAUGGAACCGGCUGCAUUGAUGGUUCAUCGUUGAUUGAUGUUCCCAAUACAUCUGUUGGGGUGGCAGCUUUGCUUAGUGUAACUCGAGGAAUCGAUGGUGGCUUAUUCCAGUGAGCUCAUCUAGUCGACUCUUCACAUUUUUGUCGAUGAGGAGAUUAAUAGCGGCGCAUGUAAAAUUCUACUGCUAGAUUCAGGUGAUGUAGGCAAAUGCUCUACUGAGUUCAUGGUUUGCGCUAUUGGCGCUGGACGGCAGCAGUGAUGAAUUCACCAUUACUGCCCAAUGCCAUAGAUCACAGGUCGAGGAAAAAAAAUCAUGUAAUGUACCAUUGACUUGUUCACAGAGAGCAGCAAGCUAAAAAUGCAUGUCUUGCUGUUUAGUCCUCUUUCGUGGUGGUCGUGACCUAGUUUUUACUA
Messenger RNA from Setaria italica (foxtail millet), 2270 nucleotides. Its product is annotated as DEAD-box ATP-dependent RNA helicase 36. Gene Ontology annotation, molecular function: RNA helicase activity; nucleic acid binding; ATP binding. Lineage: Eukaryota; Viridiplantae; Streptophyta; Magnoliopsida; Poales; Poaceae. The record is from RefSeq and is a predicted model, not a curated record. The transcript is spliced from 6 exons. Bases 330 to 1853 code for a protein of 507 amino acids.